Molecule: messenger RNA, 2021 nt
Organism: Acanthopagrus latus (yellowfin seabream)
Lineage: Eukaryota; Metazoa; Chordata; Actinopteri; Spariformes; Sparidae
Product: coiled-coil domain-containing protein 148-like
Exons: 15
Coding region: 165-1970 (601 amino acids)
Source: RefSeq, a predicted model, not a curated record
GGGGCGUUCCCGAUGAGGUUGGCAUUGUUGAAUAGAGCAAUGGCAGAAGAGAUGACAGUUGCCUUGGUUACAAAUUUUGUCAACCCUUACGCUGUGCAGAGAGGGAUAGCACAAGGUGAGCCGGGGUUCAGCAGCCACUGUAGUUCAUAUAGAGCCCUACAGUCAUGAGUGGAAGGGAUCUGCAAAUGUUCAUUACAAGCUACAGAGCAGAGGAUGUUGAAAAACUGACACUGCGGAUGAAAAAUGGUCUUGGCAGCUCAAAGUACAAACCAGCUGAAUAUAAAAGACUACAAGCCAUUGUUGAUGCCAAACGCCAGGAGUCUGAUCUAAUUGGACAAAAGGUUCAAAAGACUCGCUGUGCAGCCAAGGCAACCAAGGAGAGCUCCAUAUUACGGCAGCACAGACAGGUGUGGAGCAGAGAGUGCCCCAGGCUGCGAAAGGCUGAGGAGGCGGCAGAGACUGACAUCCAUGAAUUUGUAGAGCAGCUCAGACCAAAUGGUAGAACAGACACUGCCAUUUUCUCUCUUCAAGACUAUGGGCUGGACCUGGAGAGGGAACGGGAGGCAUUCAGGGUAGCCACAGUGGAGCCUGUUCAUCAGCUCAGGGAUGACCUGCGCUUCAGACUGGGUGAAGCACAACAUCAGCAGCUCACUGCUCAUCGAUCAAACUGGGAACAAGUAGUACAGCAGAUACGCUUUGUUAAAGACCAGCAAGUUGAGGUAAAUGCAAAACUUCAAACAGAGUACCUGGCCUUGGAAGAGGAGAUAAUUUGCCUUGGCUUGGAGAAAUAUCUCACUAACACUUCAGAUAAUCUGGUGGACAUAGAAAAUGUUCCUGAAGAGGUUUUGCAUUCAGACUGCCCUUACCCAGAGCUGAAGGACUCCUUUAUCCAGGCCUUCCACUCCCUGUCAGGACGGUACCAGAGCAGGCUUCAGAGACUCCAAGAGCACGCGCAAAGAACUGACAGGUUCUGUGGUUGGUGUGCUGAUGACCACCAACGCUUCCAGUUCACUGCUGCUCAGUACACGAAUGACAUACCAAACCACAGAGCCCUCUACAUGGACAUGCUGCAAAGACUCUUCCCUGAUAAAACUAAACAAGAUCUGAUGGAGCAUGAGCGUGUGUGGGACUGGCAGCGCUUCACCCAGGCACAGCUGAGAGCCGUGACCCAGCAGUGGCAGCGGGACCAUAAAGAGUUGCUGGUCAGAGCGCUGGUCACCCUGCAGGACGCGAGACAUGCCCACCAGGAGGAGCUGGAGCUCCACAGAGACCACCAGCACCAGCAGGACAUCUGCUCGCAUCUCAGGGAGAAGCUGCGGCAGUGGCGGGCCCAGCAGGAGGAGGUGGCGAAGCUGGAGGCAGUUAUAGCUGCUAGACAGCAAGAGGAGAGGGAGGCGAGGUUAAAGAGAGAGCAGGAGAAGGAGACGGCCAUCAGAUCGCAGCAGAAAGAAAAAGUCAGGCAGUUUUAUUUAAACCAGCAGAAGAGGAUGGAGGUGCUGGAGCGGAGGGAUCGAGAGAGACUCGCUAAUCUACGGAGUGUUAUGGAAGAACAGGCACGGCGAGAUAAAGAGAGGGUGCAGUUUCGGGCAGAAAUGUUGCAGCGGCGAAGGGAGGAGAUAAAGGCCCAGGAGCUUGAGCGUCAGAGAGAAGAAGAAGAGAAGCAGAAUCGUCUGGAAGUUCUCAGAAACCAGAUCAGUGUGGUGGCAGAGGCAGACCCAGAGAGGAUGAUGGCAGAUACAGAGGCUUGGAGGAGUCGACACUUGAAUAUAAAGGAGUUUGAGCUCCAAAGACCUCUCUACAGUAUUAACACGUACACAGACACACAGAUUGUGUCUGAUCCAAGGGUGCGAGUUGAGCAAGCUCUGCGGGAGGCUGGUCUGCACCAAAGUCAUUAUGCCAAAGAAGUUCUGAGUGUUAUAAAGCCUCCAAAACCACCUAGACGAGACACAUCAUCCAUACUCAAGUUCUGACCAGAGGCAUGUUUGGCAUAACAUUGAAUUAAAUCCAAAUAAGACAUUUCA